Penicilliopsis zonata CBS 506.65 is the source of this 1485-nucleotide messenger RNA. RefSeq lists its product as hypothetical. Gene Ontology annotation, molecular function: heme binding; monooxygenase activity; oxidoreductase activity, acting on paired donors, with incorporation or reduction of molecular oxygen. The record is from RefSeq and is a predicted model, not a curated record. The coding region runs from base 1 to 1485 and encodes 494 amino acids. NCBI's taxonomy places the organism in Eukaryota, Fungi, Ascomycota, Eurotiomycetes, Eurotiales, Aspergillaceae. The transcript has 4 exons.
AUGGCACUGCUGGAGAUCCUGAAGACUGUAGCCUGGAGCUUAUUACUUGCAAUCAGUGUCUGGUUGCUGCACUCUGUGCUGUAUAAUAUUAUCUUCCAUCCUCUCCGGAAGUUUCCAGGGCCUAGGUUGGCUGCUAUUUCAAAUCUUCCCUUCGUAUACUGGUCUUUCAAAGGAGUUCUUCAUUCUAGGAUCAAGGAGCUCCAUGACCAGUAUGGCGAUGUGGUGCGUAUCAAACCGAACGCGCUUGACUACAGGACUCCGGGGGCGCUGAAGGAUAUCUACGGACACCGGAAACAGGGGACAGGCACUUUUAUCAAAGACCCGGGCUUCUAUACCGAGUCAACCACUGGGCCGCAUAUUCUCGUUGCGAGCGAGGCCGACCACCCGCGCAUGCGACGGCUCUUAUUGCACGGAUUUUCAGAAAAGGCAAUGCGGGAGCAAGAAUCUAUUGUUCAAGAAUAUGUGGAUCUUCUCAUCAAGAAGCUCCAGGGGGAAGUGGCUUCCUCUCGUGAUACAGUGGACAUGACACGAUGGUACAACUAUACCACGUUCGAUCUGAUCGGAGACCUGGCGUUCGGCGAGCCGUUCGACUGUCUCAAAGAGAACAGAUACGAUGAAUGGGUCGCUCUGACCUUCAAGUCUGCUUUAGUGGGCACCUACAUGCGAACCAUUCACGUGUAUCCUUGGCUAGCUUUCCUGAUCAUAAAGGUGAUGAUGAAGCAUCUGAUGAAUCCGCGCAUCAAAUAUUUCCAAAAAAGCAAAGAGAAGGUGCAGCGUCGUAUUCACACCCAAACAGAUCGGCCAGACUUUUGGUCCUAUGUCCUCCGAUAUAACGAUGAGAGGGGGUUGAGAGAGAACGAGAUAGAAGGCAACGCAGGCAUGCUAAUUAUUGCAGGAAGCGAAACAACUGCUACCCUCCUCUCGGGUUGCACAUUCUAUCUUCUGAAGAACCCUGACGUGCUUCAAAAAUUGGUCGAGGAGAUCCGGGGGGCUUUCAAGUCGAUGGAUGAGAUCACCUUCCUCGCAGUCUCCCACUUAAAGUACACACACGCUGUACUCGAAGAGUCCCUUCGACUAUACCCCCCCGUUCCUGGAAUCCUUCCAAGAUGUGUGCCCGAAGGCGGAGCGUUUAUUGACGGCACCUUUAUUCCUCAAGGCACCUCUGUCUCAGUUGCUCACUAUUCGACCUACCACUCCAGCUCCAACUUUGCAGAUCCUGACUCGUUCAUCCCUGAGCGUUGGCUUGACAAUCCAGAUGCCAGGUUCUCUGCCGAUAAACGAGAUGUUCUCCAGCCAUUCUCGUAUGGCCCCCGGAACUGCCUCGGCAAAAACCUCGCCUACGCUGAGAUGAGGGUUAUCCUUGCCAAGGUCCUGUGGAAUUUCGAUCUCAGUCUCCAGCCCGAAUGUGCAAACUGGAACCAACAGCUUUCGUUUACCUUUUGGAGCAAGGGCCCAUUGAUGGUGAAGCUGAAACCACGGUAUUAG